Mya arenaria is the source of this 1071-nucleotide messenger RNA. RefSeq lists its product as uncharacterized. The coding region runs from base 1 to 1071 and encodes 356 amino acids. The record is from RefSeq and is a predicted model, not a curated record. The transcript has a single exon. Lineage: Eukaryota; Metazoa; Mollusca; Bivalvia; Myida; Myidae.
AUGAACUCGCUGAAGGCUUCAGGGAAGUCCAUCCUAACAAAGAUCAAGAACCUGAGGAAGACACUAAACAAGCUGCUAGAUGAGAUGGAGAAGAAGACAGUGAAAGAGAUGGACAGUGUCCUGGCUGAGCUGAAUGGAUCACUUCAGAAGGAUAUUGACCGGUGCAACAAUCUACAUGAUCAUAUGAAAGCCUUACUGGACACGAUCCCAGCCCGGGGUGAAGACAGCGAGUCCAGCUCCUACAUUGGCUACAGAAAAUGCCAGGACAAGAUUGCAGAGGUAAACAGUCUGCUCAAGCAGAUGUCGACCAGACCAGAGGCGACUAUUACAUUCAAGCUUAACACACAAGCUGAACAACUGCUGUCUGAACUGAAGACACUAGGAUACUUCGAGGGGUAUCCUGACACACAGAUUCCAAAAAAACCGGCUGGUGUGUCAUUACCUAGAGAGAUAAACAAGUUCUCUGAUAUAUCUACAGUUUUCGAGGUACAAGGAAAAAAGUAUUUCAGUACAAAAUUAAUUUCAGAUAAAAAGCCAUGUAGAAUUACUGGUAUUACAGAACUUCCAGGAGGAGAUAUUGUUCUUGUAGAUACUAGAAAUUGUAAAGUUAAGGUGCUAAACAGCAUGUCCAAGGUCACGACCCACUGUGAUCUCCCGGAGUAUCCAUGGGACAUCUGCCACAUCUCAAAAAAUAAAGUUGCCGUAACUGUUACCCGUGCAACUCCUGUCAGAUAUGAAGUACACUUCCUAACGGUGUCCACUAACAAAAUCAAGAUGACCAGAAAGUUCUCAGUUGACCAUUACUGUCGCUCCAUCAGGCACCAUCAGGGUCAGCUGUAUGUAAGCUCAUGCAAUACCCUGUACAUCUAUACCACAGCUGGCAGACUGGUAAACAAAAUACAUGAAGACAUGUCUUUGCCAAACACAGUGUGCAGCUUUGCCUUGAGUACAGAUGGAAGUAAGAUCUACAUAGCCAACCCCAUCUGCAAUAAACAGGAAAUUUGGUACUACAAACUCAUGCACUCCAAAAGCUAUAUUUUAAGUGGGGCGUCGGCGCGAGUGAAACAUUAA